This is a messenger RNA of Alternaria infectoria, 786 nucleotides long. RefSeq lists its product as uncharacterized. The record is from RefSeq and is a predicted model, not a curated record. The transcript is spliced from 4 exons. Lineage: Eukaryota; Fungi; Ascomycota; Dothideomycetes; Pleosporales; Pleosporaceae. The coding region runs from base 1 to 786 and encodes 261 amino acids.
AUGCGAAAGAGCAGCAUCGGCUUUCAAGAUCUUCCUAAGACGCUUCAAGAUGCUGCUAUGGUGGUGCGGUUCCUUGGUCUACGGUACGUAUGGAUCGACUGCUUGGCAAUUGGUAUGAACCGACUCCUCUUACAAGAUGACACAGCAGACUGGGAGAAAGAAUCGGCUGUCAUGGCCGACAUCUACUCCAGAUCGUACAUCAACAUCGCUGCAUCCAACGCUUCACAUUGCGGAGCAGGCUUCCUAGGACCACGAAAGAUGCCAAUGACCGAACGUAUCGAGAUCCACGAUAGCGAAGGUGAUCUAGAAGUAUAUCUCGUCGCCCAACAGACCCGCAACUACGCAAUACCAAGCGAUCCCCUCGAAACACGAGCCUGGGUCCUCCAAGAACAACUCCUACCAUCCCGCUCCCUCCAUUUCGGCAGCGCCAACAUGUUCUGGCGCUGUCCCGACGGCAUCUCGCAUGAGGAACGAAGAAAAGGCUGGACCCACCUCUACACCCUCGACGCCGUGGUAUCCAGUAUACGCCUACCCAUUGGAGUUGCCCUCGGCCAAGACGCGUGGUUCCAACUGGUCCGUGACUAUACCUCCCGCGGUAUUACGUACCCCAAAGACAAAUUCCCGGCCAUCUCAGGCGUCAUGACCGUCUUACAACGCAUGACUGGCGACAUCCCCGCAGCAGGACUCUGGCAGCGGAACUUCCUCAAGUGGCUCCUGUGGCAGUCGAAAGAGUGGUACCCUGAAGCGGAGGACUAUUCCGAGCCACGGUCGAUUGUUCUCCGAUGA